Molecule: messenger RNA, 577 nt
Organism: Calypte anna (Anna's hummingbird)
Lineage: Eukaryota; Metazoa; Chordata; Aves; Apodiformes; Trochilidae
Gene: HTD2
Product: hydroxyacyl-thioester dehydratase type 2
Exons: 1
Coding region: 25-543 (172 amino acids)
Source: RefSeq, a predicted model, not a curated record
UCUACAAAGCAGAAGUUUCCCAAGAUGUUGCAGGCCUUCAGGUGUGGACUUUCUGGAGGAGUUUUCCGACAAAGAGCCUUGACAAAGCUCACAGUUACCAACUCACUGCUUGGACAUCCCUUGCUUCAGAGUUUACACAUAAAAGUUGGAGACAAAGCUGAACUUAGCAAAGCUUUUACACAGAAUGAUGUUGUUACCUUUUCUGAUUUAACAGGUGACACAAAUCCUUUGCAUUUAAAUGAAGAUUUUGCAAAGAAAUCUAGGUUUGGGAGAACUAUUGUACAUGGAGUUUUGAUCAAUGGACUCAUUUCUGCAGUUCUGGGUACUAAAAUGCCCGGCCAAGGCUGUAUAUUUCUGUCUCAGGAGAUCCGGUUUCCAGCUCCUCUGUAUACUGGUGAAGAAGUUGUAGCUGCAGCAGAAGUUAAACGACUCAAGGGUUCUGUUGCUCACAUUUCAGUAUCAUGUAAAGUCAAAGAAAGUGAAAAGACUGUGAUGGAGGGGAUGGUGAAAGUCAUGGUGCCAGGCACCUCUCAGACCUGUUGAGCCCAUGCUGCAUUACUGUAAAGGUCAGAAAUGU